AGCCAGUCUCCACCCCACCACAUCUGCACCUGCGCUGUAUCCUCUCACGCUCCCACUUCCUUACCAAUCUACGUCUCUUUGCUAAAGCUACCAUGGCUGGACGCGGAGGCCGAGGCGGGCAGAAAGUGCUCCUUCCCCCUAUCAACUUUAUCUUCAAACAGCUCCAGGCGCGCGCGCUCGUUUCCAUCUGGCUGUACGAGAACUUGAAUAUGCGCAUUGAGGGCAACCUGAGGGGCUUUGAUGAAUUCAUGAACCUCGUCAUCGACAACGCGACCGAGGUGAGCCUUGCAACUCGGGACAAGGCGGAGAGCAGGCGGAAGAUUGGCCAGAUCAUGCUCAAAGGCGACAAUAUUUCCCUGAUCCAAAGCCUCUCUAAGCCCCAACCCCUCUGAUGUGUAUUGGCGGAUCCUGUUGCGAAACCCUCUAACAAAAUUCGGGGGAAGCAGGGUGUGGGGUGUCUUAGAAGAACGAUUGUUUAAAAUUUCGACAUCGGCGUUCCAUGUCAUGUUUUGGCCCGAUGAAGCUGGCCAUCGCCGAGGAUGAGGGCGUCAAGGGGAAAAUCGGAAUUAUCCACUGGGACGGAUUCAUUUGGAGGGAGGAGCUGCUCACUCAACGAGAGACCCACUUGAUAUGGUUAGCAUGCCCACCCCAUACCAAAUACACCAGAAGAUUUACCGCGAAAAGGCAUCUGCGACAACUGGUGACACCGCU
Molecule: messenger RNA, 711 nt
Organism: Lindgomyces ingoldianus
Lineage: Eukaryota; Fungi; Ascomycota; Dothideomycetes; Pleosporales; Lindgomycetaceae
Product: small nuclear ribonucleoprotein E
Exons: 5
Coding region: 93-392 (99 amino acids)
Biological process (GO): spliceosomal snRNP assembly; mRNA splicing, via spliceosome
Cellular component (GO): precatalytic spliceosome; U1 snRNP; U5 snRNP
Molecular function (GO): RNA binding
Source: RefSeq, a predicted model, not a curated record